CCCUGCCGGACUCCCACAAGGCCACCGUCCGGGUAACUUCUCCCUAUGGACAUCACUAUCACUAUGUAGAACAUGUAGAGUCUGGUAAUUUUGCAUUUACUGCAGCAGAGUCGGGCGACUAUAUGGUUUGUUUCUGGGCACCCGAUCACAAGCCACCCUUCACACUGUCAAUUGAGUUUGAUUGGAAGACUGGGUUUGCUGCCAAGGAUUGGUCCAAAGUUGCCAAGAAAGACCAGAUUGAAGAGAUGGAACUUGAGCUUAUGAAAUUGUUGGACACAGUCUCAUCCAUUCAUGAUGAGAUGUUCUAUCUUCGUGAAAGGGAGGAAGAAAUGCAAGAACUGAACAUUGCAACCAAUGGGAAAAUGGCCACUUUCAGUUUUCUGUCCCUCUUCGUUUGCCUGUCUGUGGCUGGUUUGCAGCUUUUGCAUUUGAAGUCAUUCUUUGAGAGAAAAAAACUCAUAUAAACUCUUUUCUCUCUCCCUCUCUCUCUCUGGGUAGUAAGCCUGCAGAUUUCCAGUAUUCAUUACACAGGAACCAGCUUUAAUUUAGGUAGGGUAUGUAGAUGACAAAACCAACUUCAUAACAUCCCCUUUUUUAUCGACCUGAUAUUAGAGGAUAUUUGACAAAUUUAAUUUUUUUGAUUAAAAACGGUGGAACUACGAUAGUAUAUGAUAGCUGUAGCAAUUCUUUAAGUAAUCUCUUCUUUGUAUUUCUAACUGCAAGACCAUUUGCAAUUCAAUUCUUUUUUAUUACUAUUAGU
Messenger RNA from Cuscuta europaea, 760 nucleotides. NCBI's taxonomy places the organism in Eukaryota, Viridiplantae, Streptophyta, Magnoliopsida, Solanales, Convolvulaceae. The record is from the annotation of a GenBank genome assembly.